Molecule: messenger RNA, 2746 nt
Organism: Labeo rohita (rohu)
Lineage: Eukaryota; Metazoa; Chordata; Actinopteri; Cypriniformes; Cyprinidae
Gene: tasp1
Product: taspase, threonine aspartase, 1
Exons: 14
Coding region: 275-1468 (397 amino acids)
Biological process (GO): protein maturation
Molecular function (GO): threonine-type endopeptidase activity
Source: RefSeq, a predicted model, not a curated record
ACUGAACCAGGAAGUGUUUUGGUGUGACGCGAGCACAUGCGCCGCUUAUCAUCACAGCACAUCACAAUCAUGCAACAGACACAAAACUACACUCAUAAUUUUGUGCAAUCUGUAUGUGUGUGUUAUCAGUCGAGAUGCUGAACCGCGCGUAUGACUGUGGAGAUAUGCGCUCUUCUUCCGUCUGCACCUGAAGUCUUCACGCGAGACUUGGAGAAGUGUUUUGGAGUUAUGAGUGAAUGAUGGGUCAAAAUGCAAGCUACACUGAAUACGGGUCAUGGAAAAUCUAGAAAACUCGACAGAUUGCAAGGAGACUGUGUCUCCACUAAACAAUUCAGGGUCUAUACUGAACAGCACAGUCUCCCAUCAUGACGGCAAAGCUAUGGGGUUUGUGCUGGUGCAUGCAGGGGCAGGGUAUCAUUCAGAAUCCAAAGCCAAGGAAUACAAACAUGUGUGCAAGAGAGCUUGCCAGAGAGCUGUGGACAGGCUCAGAGCUGGAGGAUUGGCGCUGGAGGCCGUGACAGCAGCUCUUAUAGAGCUAGAGGACUCCCCGUUCACCAAUGCGGGUACCGGUUCCAACCUGAAUCUCUCGGGUGAGAUUGAGUGUGAUGCCAGCAUCAUGGAUGGGAAGUCCUUAAACUAUGGAGCUGUUGGAGCCUUGAGUGGAAUCAAGAACCCGGUGCUGGUAGCCAGAAGACUAUUAAGUGAAACUCAGAAGGGGAAGCUAUCAGCUGGCAGGAUCCCUCCCUGUUUUUUAGUGGGCAAAGGAGCAGAACAGUGGGCCAUCAGCCAUGGUAUCCCAGCGUGCCCUACAGAGAAGAUGACCACCAAGUUCAGUUUGUCAGGCUACAAGAGGAACAAGAGGAAGAUGGAGCUGGCGGAGCAGGUUGAGACGAAGAGGAAAAGACAAUCGUGUGGACAUGAGAAUGAUUUUGGCUGCUUGGAGCCUGUGGGAGACAUCAUGGUGGAAGGUGAGGAGAAUAACUCGGCCUGUCUGGACACGGUUGGUGCGGUCGUGGUGGAUCGGGACGGGAAUGUGGCGGCUGCGGUUUCCAGCGGAGGUCUGGCAAUGAAGCACCCGGGUCGAGUGGGACAGGCUGCUCACUACGGUUGUGGCUGCUGGGCUGAAAACGCCCGUGACGUCAGCCUUUACUCUACAGCUGUGAGUACCUCAGGCUCUGGAGAGCAUCUGAUUCGCACCAUGUUGGCCAGAGAGUGCUCUACUGCCAUGCAGGCUGAAAAUGCACACCAGGCCCUACUGGAGGCUAUGCAAAACAAAUUCAUCAGUUCGCCGUUCCUGGCUGGCGAGGACUGUGUUCUGGGUGGGGUGAUCGUUCUGAGGUGCUGCACAUGUGGAGAAGCCCAGCGCUCUGAAGACAUCCAGGCUUUGCUGGUGGAGUUUCUAUGGAGCCAUACUACGGAGAGCAUGUGUGUGGGAUACAUGUCUGCCCAGGACAGUAAACCCAGGUAAUCUGCCUGAGCCUGUGCUGGGAAGUCACGCAGAGUGUGGGAGUGAGAUAUGGAUCACUAUGAUAUCUGACACACAGGGAUGUGCCGAGAGAGGUCACGGUUUUCCACUGACUUUUACCGUAUGCGUGUCCUCCCGCCAUGGACCAGUGUUAGUGACAGGUGGCCUGGGGCACUCUGGGAUGAUACCAGCUCUCUCAUUCUCCUCACACAUGGGCACGGAUCAGUCUGCUUCUGGAUUCCCCAGGGCCGCUUAUCGUAGCCUGUCCGAGAACACGACCAGGGCGUGUGCCGGCGACGGGCGGCAGCUGACUUUGAUAGCAAAGAGGACACCUCACUCCCACCAUCCAACAGCUGUGUGCUUUCCCGCCACGCUCGUUCUUGACCCUGUAAACACUGUGUUUCUCUCUCUGUUUGGCAGACUCACAUAUCCAGACUUCCUCCUGGGGCGGUGGCCGGACAGUCACUGGCAAUCGAAGGUGGAGUUUGUCGACUCGGGACCGUGAGUGACUGACGCGGUGUGAAAUCAUCGUCUAUUUCUGCAGCAAUAUGCCAGCGCUGGGAUCUUUAUAGCAAGAGCUUGACAUUGUGUCACUGUAGGACACAAUCAUAAAGGGACAAAAAGGUUGCAAUAUGUCUUUUCUUCCAUCUUUUUCUUUCUUGCACAGAUAUGAACACAUUUAUUCUUGAUGAUUCCCAAUAUUAUUUAUUUAAUUCUUUAUAAAACCUACCGUACUACUUUUGCGCUCCGUUAGACGGUAUCAUCUGUUUUACUGUCACUUGAGAGGGGGGGACAGGGUUAGCAGGGUAUUUUGCCUAAGGUGUCUGCUAAGAAAAGGACAUGCCAAGUGCACUUCAGGACUAGUGUACUGCUCUGGUUUUAGUGGGCUUCCAAGAAACUCAGCUUCUAGUAUGUCUGGACAUGACUUGACACUCCAUUUCUAUUCCUCUUUGAAACAAUAUGCACCGUCCUUAUCAUUGUAAAUAAGCUAGGGGUUGUUGAAACAGGGUGGCCAUUGAUGUAAACGGCUUAUUGUUUUUUUUGCUUACUUGACGUUUAGUAUUACUUUUACUAUUAUGUUUUUAUAUAUAUAUCCAAGAUGCUUGUUUUGUGCAAAAGUUCAGUUUAGUGACCUUUUAAAAAAAAAAAGUCUGAGUGGAGAUAUUUGACACGUGUGCUUGACGUGAGCCUGCAAAUGCGUACGCAAGGAUAAAAUCCUUUUUGAAAUUACGAGAAUUGCCUUUCAUUUGACUUCUGUUAAAGCUAUUUAUAGCAGUUGAA